UCUGUCUUGCUUAUUAUGAUGUUUGUUUUCCAGGUAUUUGUAAACUGCAUGUUUGUGGGUGUGAUGGCUUUCUUUGCCCGCAUUAGCGACUCCAGUGUUGGCGGGACUUACAUGACCCUCCUCAAUACUUUCACCAAUCUUGGUGGUAACUGGCCAGCCUGGAUUGCACUGCGUUAUGUCUCGGAACUAACAUGGAAGUCCUGUUUGGGAGUGAUGACCGCAUUCUCUUGCAAUAGCAAACAGGAAGAACAGAUGUGUGAGGCUGCAGGAGGCACAUGUACCAUCAACAUUGAUGGCUAUUAUGUAGAGAGUGUAUUACUUCUGGUAUUUGGUCUCCUGUGGAUGUACUGGGGGAUCUCCACCAUCAAGAGAUUACAGAAUCUGCCAGUAUCGGCUUGGGCAGUAUCUCGUAGAAACUGCUGAUUAAUGUCAAUUUUAUUUGGAUUAAUUGUGAUGGACUUUUUAAGAUGAUAACACUUGUUGUAUCAUGUUAUAAUGGUUCUGUUAUUGUAGAUUUACAAUCACUACUGUGGUGCAAUAGACCUAUAAUUACCGACAUGAGUGUUCCUCUGUAUUUCUGGUCGUAUUAUUAUUUUGCAGACUCCUGAUACAUUAUUGUAUAAAUAGAACAUUUUGUUGUCUUUAUUAUCAGUGGAGGAAUUUUAUUGAUUAUAAAUAUAAAAGUUUAUACUUUAGUAAAGCUGAACAUAUAUAAAUUUUUAGUUGUAAUUCA
Molecule: messenger RNA, 733 nt
Organism: Procambarus clarkii (red swamp crayfish)
Lineage: Eukaryota; Metazoa; Arthropoda; Malacostraca; Decapoda; Cambaridae
Source: RefSeq, a predicted model, not a curated record